Molecule: messenger RNA, 3215 nt
Organism: Lineus longissimus
Lineage: Eukaryota; Metazoa; Nemertea; Pilidiophora; Heteronemertea; Lineidae
Product: transforming growth factor-beta-induced protein ig-h3-like
Exons: 14
Coding region: 181-2754 (857 amino acids)
Biological process (GO): cell adhesion; extracellular matrix organization
Cellular component (GO): extracellular matrix
Molecular function (GO): cell adhesion molecule binding
Source: RefSeq, a predicted model, not a curated record
AUGUCAAGGUGUCAUUUAACGACUUAUUUCUAACUGUGUCGGUUCUGUCUUCGGAAAGUUUACAAACAUUCAGCUCUGCGAUUAGACCGUACAUCAGUAUUGCAUUUUUAACUGGUCCAGCCUCAGGCCAAUUUGAAGAUACUCUGCAAUAUUUCGCCAUUUCGGACUAGCUCGGUUAAUAUGAAAGGCAUUCUGCUUCUUCUUCUCACGGUGACGCUGCUGCUCGUGACGGAGGCUCGGCACCGCGGGAGGCAACAUCAAGGCGGGUUUGGAGGGGGUAACAGGGGCCAAGGGAGACAAGAGCAGCAACAGCCGCGGCCGUUUGGACGAACAGGAGAGGACUGGGAUGACGAUUUAGAAGUUGACUGGCCGAAUGCGGAUGAUUUUGAAUGGGAUGACAUCGAGGUCGACAGAAGGUCGAGAAACUGGCGAGGUCAACUCGGCGGACGGCGUCAUAACAGGGGUCGUUUCGGUUUCCUUGAUACUGAUGAUGAUUUGGACUGGUUGCCCACUGGCAGGAGAGGGCGCGGUCGCGGCCGCGGUAGGGGUAGAGGCCAGAGUGGACGGCGGGAUGACCUUAGGCUCGUUAAUGUUGAUGUUGUUGAUUCGAAAGAACAGAUGCCAACAUUGGAUACGGACCCAGAUUUAGCAGGCAGAGGACACCAUAGGCGAACUUCUAGCAGACGACGAGGUGCGGCCCGAUUGUCAACAGCUCUCGGUCUCCCAGAUUGGUUUUUCGACGGGCCAUCUUUUGACUUCAGCAUCGACUUCGGUCUUGGUGAUGCCUUCGAAUGGUGGAAAGGUCCCAAUGUUUGCGUGACGAAGACCGAUGACAACAAGCGAAAAUCGUCUGCCACGCCCACACCAGGCCUCUUCUCGAUGAUAAAGAACAGUCGGUGUGAGGACAGGGGCAAUGAGUAUGAAUGCGAGACGACUUUUGAGUGUUCUGGCUGGCACAAUACGACCAUCUUAAAAUACCGGUGCUGCCACGGCUUCCAGCGGAAACGAGAUAAACUAGGCUGUACCGAGGUCGUCCAGAUGACUGAUCUACUUGAUACGGCAAGGAAUCUUGAUAUCAGCGAGUUCUUGACUGCACUGGAGAGCGUUGGCCUCAACAAUUCCCUCACCGCCAGUAACCUUACACUUUUUGCACCAGGAAACAUCGCAUUCGAGCAAUAUGUGCCAAAUGAUGUGGAUAUUGGAAACUACGUUGUUCUGUCCCCCGAAGCUAACGAGAUCAUCACAUCAACCCAGAGGCUGCUAGAGGGCCACAUUGUGCCAUUCUCAAUGAUGCAGACCAAUGACUUCAUGGACAAUCACCUCCUUGAAACAGCUAACCCGGAAUCGACGAUUAGAAUCAACCGAUAUCCAAAGAAGUUGUUCACGGCCAACUGUGCUAAGUUUGUGCAAGCUGACAACCUUGCGGAGAAUGGCGUGAUACACGUCAUUGAUAGGAUCAUUGCCCCUGCAAAGGACAACAUCGUGGACAUUCUGAGGAAGAACCCGGAACUAAACUUACUCAGGAAAGCAAUCAACUCCGCUGGACUGACGCAAAUUCUUCGCCAGGACGGCCCAUUCACGAUCUUCGCCCCGACGAAUGCUGCCAUCUCCAAGUUGAGACCUGCCAUCAGGAACCGCCUCUUAAAUGGUGCAUCCGACAGCUGCUUCUCAAACGUCCUGAAAGCGCACAUUCUUCCCGAAUUCCUCUGUAGUGUCGCCAUCGAUAACCGCACCAGGGUCACUGACCUCCUCCGCAACAACGUCCGACUGAGCAAAGAUGCGGCUGGCGCUGUUUUUGUUGAUGAUGCGCAGAUCACCUCAAGAGACAUAAUAGGGACAAAUGGCGUCCUUCACCUUAUUGAUAAGGUUUUAGAAUCUCAAGUUGUUCUUGACUUGGCCGAUAGAGAGGGCGCCACAGACAUCGUCAGCUUGUUCCAUUCGGCUCAUCUCGGAUCAGCCGUCGACAGUAUGGAGAACGUAACAUUCUUCUUUCCAACGAAUGAAGCUAUUGCGGCCCUGCCGACGGCAAAGCUUGAUGCUAUUAAGAGAGAACCAAGAGCUCUUCGAUCUCUCCUCAACUACCAUAUCGCCAGACCUCACAUGGGAUACACGGACCUGGAGAAUGGUAUGGCACUGUCGACACUCAACGGCAAAGAUAUCAAAAUAACCGAAACCACCUCAGACCUUCCGUCUCUCUUGCGAAAGACCACUAAGACUAUUCAAUGUGCUCGCGUUGUGAAGUCAAACCUGUGGACCUGCACUGACCAAGCGGUCGUACACAUCAUUGAUAAGGUGCUAAUCCCACCAGAAGGUAACAUCAUGGACACCCUGCUAGCGGACGGAAGAUUCAGCAUUUUCAUUAACCUGUUGACGAGGUCCGGUGGUCUGAUCGACCUUCUGACUGGAGCCGAGGAUACCUAUACCGUGUUCGCUCCCACAGACAAGUCCAUGGAGGACAUCAUUAUCAGCACAGACAGCAUUGACAGCAUCCGAAGCUUUGUGAAGAGUCACGUGGUCAGAGGUUCCCUAUGCUGCGCCAGUUUCACCGACAGUGAAAUGCCAUGGUCGACCUUCAUGCCAAGACUGCAGAAUCUCGCCGGCAGGUACCUGACUUUGAGAUCAGAUUUCGGAAAGGUCAAGGUCAGCAACGUUGACGUGGAGUCAUGUGACAUUACGGCCACCAAUGGAGUCAUCCAUGCUAUUGAUGGCACCAUCAUUCAAGGGCAGCGUGGAUGGGUGGGAUGGCUGCAUUAGUAGCCGUGUGGAUAAUAGGCCUUGAUGGUAGUGGAUAUCCAUGUAUUAUGAAGUUGAGGGUCCCAUAUUAUGACGUCGAGGACUAAAAAGACGAGAAGCGGUCGCGUCGGUCUGCAAAGGUUUGCCCAUAUUGGAUUUAUCGGACGUUACUCUCGGUUGACAAAAUUACUGAUCAAAAUACAUUUUUUUAUAUGACUGGGUUGAUGAUAUAAUGGGAUACAAGCGUUUCGACAAUUAUACAGAGUGCAAUGUCCCAGAAAGCGUGCAUUGCCUUGUGACAGGAAACGAGCAAUGCCCUAGUGGCAAAUUAAUUAGAAGUUUGUAGUGAAAUGGACCCUCCCGGGGGCAGUAUGUACAUGUAUACGCCGCUGUGUAUGUUAAUCAAAAUGAUAAGCGCACAAUACUUAUACGGUUAUGUAACUCAUUGAUGAUAGUGUAAUAAAAGUAUUUUUGCUUUACAA